Messenger RNA from Fusarium verticillioides 7600, 789 nucleotides. RefSeq lists its product as hypothetical. Lineage: Eukaryota; Fungi; Ascomycota; Sordariomycetes; Hypocreales; Nectriaceae. The transcript has a single exon. The record is from RefSeq and is a predicted model, not a curated record. The coding region runs from base 49 to 624 and encodes 191 amino acids.
CAAUUGGAACAUCACUCAAUAUUCCACUUAUCUUUAACCAAGUACACCAUGGGCUCUAAGUGGGCGGUUCUUUUGCUGCCCCUUCUCUCAUCUGGUAUAGAGAUCGUCCCUCGGCAUGAUGGCAAAGACCACAAUGGCCAACACAACGACAACGACAGUGGUACAGGCCGCGGCCACUCAAUGGCUCACGGCCAAUUUAACUUCACGCCCUCCGACAUCCCCUGGCCGACCUGUGCGAGGACCUGUUGCAACGCCAACUUCGAUCAGUUCCCCAAGCCUGUGAACCAUCCCCUAUGCAUCAGUCAGCCCUUCUACGACAACGUCACUACCUGCGUCGCUUCCAACUGCACUGAGUACGAACAGGGUGUCUAUGCCGUCGCUGCCGAGAUCGAGUGCCCCAAGGACGAGGGUUACGAGGUAGAUAUUGAUAAGGAUGCCGUGAUGGCUGAUCUGAAAGACGCGGGAGGAACUCCACAGUCUUGCGAGGGUAUCAACAACGAGACCAUUCAGUGCCAGAAUGACACAGCAGAGAAUUCUGGAGUGAAGAUAGUUGGAGAAGUCAGAUUCAUGUUUUCGACUGCCACUGUUGCUAGCCUUGUUGCCUUGAUGGCUUUCAGCCUUUGAAUGAAGACUUUCUGGUUGUUAGAAAACCCAGGGAUUACCAUAUUAUACAGGCCAGGAUGACAAACCUCUAUAAAUACGUAUUAUUUUGACUGUAAAUUCAAACUUACAUAUAAUAUUCUUAAGCAUAAAUUCUCUUGUUAUUAGUAAUAUUAGUUUUAAGCAAAA